CAUAACCCCAAAUCAAGGAAUGAACAAGACGUCAAUGUUCAAAACCCCCGCUUAAACGUCAAUAUGAGCGAGCCACCCCCACCGGGACAGGAACAGCCUGGCAGGGCCUGGAAAUAGAGGGUCUCUCAGUGGCUGUGACGACAGGAAUCGUGAUGCUGCUCGGGGAACAACCCCCGAAGUCUACUGUCCCUCCACUUGUAAUAUUGUGGGGGAAGAAGUCGGAGUUGGAGACCCCGGGAAAUCCUCUUGAGCCGCUUCCCCUCGGCCGGCAAAAGCACCAAUUCCCUUCGGCAGCCCGCUAUCAAAGGUCACGAUGGCCCAUGACAUUCCGAUAUGAUGCGCCCCCAAUGGAGCUUUUUACGUAUCAUGGUUGGGUCUUUACGUCCUCUCAGAGUCUCUCGGUCAUGUUGUUGCGGGUUGAAGUCCUGUCUCUUGCGGAUGGGCCCGUUGAUAACCCCCGUCGGUUAAUGAAAGUAUGGAUGGAUGUACCUAAUUAUGAAUGAAUGGAUAUCAUUGAUCGUCGUAUCCGUCAAUUGUCGUCAAAAUCACGGACGGACGCGGUAUCCGUAGUCAACGUACCUACGUAGAACUGUAUUCCUUUACAUAACUGGUCCCGUUUCCCCAAUAUUCGUCGCGUGCCUCUUCCUUUUCUUCCUCUCUCUUCUUCUUUCAUCUUUCUCUCUCACGAUACCCUCAUACUAUUCCCAUCAUACUUCUUGUCUCUGCCGGCUUAAACCUUCUCCCGGUCUAAGUCAACCCAAAGCCGCUUCUCCAACUGCCCCUCCCAACGACGAUCUCAACCAACUUCUCCUCCUUUCAUACCUAUUCUCCCCUCACAAAACACAAAUUCACAAUGGCUACUACAAACAGCGGACAAGAAACCGAAAAGGUUAACACUAACAUUGUUACCCUCACCCGCUUCCUCACUGAGGAGCAGGCCAAGCACCCAGAGGCCACUGGUGACUUCACUCUAUUGUGUCACGCUCUCCAGUUCUCCUUCAAGUCAAUUGCCUACUACAUUCGACGCGCUACCCUAGUCAACCUCACCGGUCUGGCUGGUUCUUCCAACAUCACCGGCGACGACCAGAAGAAGCUCGAUGUCAUCUCCAAUGACCUCUUCAUCGAGGCCAUGCGCUCGUCAGGCAAGUGUGCGCUCCUCGUCUCUGAAGAGGAGGACGAGAUCAUCUACUUCAAGGAUGCUCAUGACGCUCACUACGCCGUCGCUUGCGAUCCCAUUGACGGAUCCUCCAACUUGGACGCCGGUGUCUCAGUCGGUACCAUUUUCGCUAUUCAUAAGCUCCCCGAGGGCUCCAAGGGUGUCAAGGAGGAUAUCCUGAAGCCCGGUACUGAGCUGCUCGCUGCUGGUUUCACUAUGUACGGCGCCUCUGCCCAGCUUGUCAUCACUAUGCGCGGUGGAACCGUCAACGGUUUCACUCUGGACAACGGCAUUGGCGAGUUCAUUCUGUCUCACCCCGACAUGCGCCUCCCCAAGUCGCGCGCCAUCUACUCCGCCAACGAGGGUAACUCUCUGUACUGGGAGGACAAGACCAUCAACUACUUCAACUCUCUAAAGCAAGCUCAAGACGACGGCAAGCCCUACAGCUCGCGAUACAUCGGUUCCAUGGUUGCCGAUGCUUACCGAACUCUGCUCUACGGCGGUAUCUUUGCUUACCCCGCCGACAAGAAGAGCCCCAAGGGCAAGCUCCGUAUCCUGUACGAGUGCGCGCCCAUGGCCCUCAUCUUUGAGAAUGCUGGUGGUCAAGCUGUCGACAGCAAGAUGAACCGUAUGCUCGAGGUGGUGCCCGAGCACAUCCACGACAGGGCUGGUAUCUUCAUGGGUAGCUACGACGAGGUCGAGAAGGUGAAGAAGUUCCACAACUAAGAAGGGAAAUCGAAGAGAAUGGCGCUUUGGCAUGGGAUCAUGAAAUCAGUUAAAUAUCAAAAAGCGAACCUCAUGAGUGAAUGAGUAUUUUAAUGAUGAAUUUAUCAUAUCUUCCAUUUUCUGAG
Fusarium verticillioides 7600 is the source of this 2007-nucleotide messenger RNA. RefSeq names its product fructose-1,6-bisphosphatase. NCBI's taxonomy places the organism in Eukaryota, Fungi, Ascomycota, Sordariomycetes, Hypocreales, Nectriaceae. Gene Ontology annotation, molecular function: fructose 1,6-bisphosphate 1-phosphatase activity. The transcript is spliced from 4 exons. Gene Ontology annotation, cellular component: cytoplasm; cytosol. Bases 854 to 1882 code for a protein of 342 amino acids. The record is from RefSeq and is a predicted model, not a curated record. Gene Ontology annotation, biological process: fructose 1,6-bisphosphate metabolic process; gluconeogenesis; fructose 6-phosphate metabolic process.